GCAACAUGGGGAUGGAGCAGGACUGGGCAGCAUUUAAUUCUGUUGUGCAUGGAGCUGCCAGGAGUUGGGGCUGACUCAAUGGCAGCUAACAACAAGGCAGUUCUCAUGUGCAGCAGGGUUUAGAAACCACAAAUUUAGGGGGCUUGACUAGAGAAAUAAGUCAAGACUGGGGAGAUGGGCCACAAGAACGGAGAGAGGGUUUUUUGGGGCACCUGUGCUAUUCCUUCCACUCUCAGAACCAGUAUAAAAUCAGCACCUUCCUCACCCUCCACAGGCCUGGCCCCUCAUGCCGCCCUCUGCACCCAGUGUCCAGGUAGCCUACACGAUGCAGCUUCGACUCACCCAAGUCUCAGUGGGCAGCUGGGCUUCCCUUCUUUGUGCCCCCAGGUCCUGUGGCUAAAGCAAGCCCAUUUCCUCGGCUCUGCCCCUGUCUCCCCACAUGGUUUGUAACCCUGCCCCGGUGUUCUCUCCUGGCUUACUCCAAGUCUCCCCCAUCUUACAGGGGUUUCAGAUUCACUGAGUCCUCCACCCGCUAGUAACCUGGUGAUUUAAUCUUGAGCAUCAGAAUUCCAGACACAUAGAGAAGGCUCAUGCCUUAAAGGUACUACUUCAUUGGGGUCGUUUUUUGAUUGUUGACAUUUUAUUCUUUAGACCAGUACUUUCUAGAUUUUAUCUUUUGCACGUCUGGGUUCCUUUUUAACCUGGCUUCUGUCAUGGUGAACUGUUUCCUGUUUUCUGUACAAGUCAAAGAUCUUUCUGUUUUUAAGCUAUCCCUAUAAGGCGUUGGGAGCAGUGGGGUGAGGGGAGGAAGGAAGGGUAUUGAAAUAUAGGUUACUGUCAAAAAACAAGACUCUCCCUCAGGGCACCGUCUCUGCUGGCUUGGGUGCCGAGCCCCAGGCUGGCCUGUGUUCACUGACUUGUGAAGUUCAAGAGCACCGAGGUGAGCUAAUCUAGAAUCUGGAAUUUAUGUAAAUAUUCUCAUGAGGUCCUCUCAGAAGACAACUUCAGAGUCCUGAAAAACCAUGAGCUCUCUGGACUUAACCAAGAGGAAUUAGCUGUGCUCCUUGUCCAAAGCGACCCGUUUUUUAUGCCUGAGAUAUGUAAGAGCUACAAGGGCGAGGGCAGGCAGCAGAUCUGCAGCCAGCAGCCGCCCUGCGAGAAACUCCACAUCUGCGAGCACUUCACGCGCGGGAACUGCAGUUACUCCAACUGCCUGCGCUCCCACAACCUGCUGGACCGGAAGGUGCUGGCCGCCAUGCGGGAGCACGGGCUCGACCACAGCGUGGUACGCAACAUCCAGGACAUCUGCAACAGCAAGCACGCCCGGGGCCGGAGGAACCCGCCCGGCAGGAGAGCCCUUCCCUCACAUCGUCGAGAUGUGGGAUACAGAGGCAGAAGCAAAAGUCGAGACAGGGUUUUUCAGGGCCAUCAGGAAUUUUUUCCGCCCGCCAACGCCUCUUGCCAAAGGUCCUGCACAUCCAGUCCCGAUGUGACCAGCAGCAGGCCACCCCUGGACGACGACGUGAUUGUGGAGGAUCUCAAUCACAGAUUGACGCAUCUCGGGAGUCAGGAUAGCUCUCCACCUUCCCCAGUCUCACCGAAGGCCACCAGUUUUGCAGGAACAGGUCAAAUGGGAGCAAAUCACAGGUUUUCAGAGAACAACAGUCAAGAGGGUCUCUAUAGGAAUCAGGGCAACAUUCGUCCUGUUUCCGAUUCAACGCCAGCCUCCAACCGGAAGGAGCCCACAUCCUGGGUGAAUGGCCAAGGCACCGGGCGAGAAAGUUUGUUUUCUCAAGGUCCACCUACCGCCUUCCCACGAAAAAGCACAAGCGUGCUUUCCUCAGACUGCGUGGACAUCAAGGGUGAAAGCCGAUACCGUGAGAUCCAGCACUUCUCUCUUUUUAACAGUACAGUUGAUGGAACAGCCACGGAUCCAUCUUCCACAAGAUCUUCAGGUUACAAGACCACAGCCAGUAGACAGAGGGAGGAAUCAUUACAGAGGAAGCAGGACACCGGAACCUUUCAUGGGAAUCGACAAGUCACUGGUGAGAUUGCAGAUGCUGAUCCAGGUGUGGGAUUUGUGAACGAUCUUACCUUUCCGAAGACUUAUCAGGCUGCCAGAUAUGUCCACAAUGCGCUGAAUGACUCUGUGAAAGUGAUGGAUGAAACUACAGAUGGAGAGAAAACUGGUGCCAUUGGUUUCAGCUUAAGGGUGGCAGCCAAAGAGGAUAAAGAUGUAUUUCCCUCCGGAAGUCAGAGUCUGCGAAGCCAGUGCUUUCCCACGCCGGGGGAGACCAUGGCCCCUGCAGAAGUCAGCAGUCCAUCAACGGUAUCACCUUCCCCAAGCCACAGAGCUGCAGCCUAUGGGAUCGGUAGUCACAGCUCUGCCCACAUCUCUGUGACCCCUGCCACUGGAUUUACAACACGGAGGACCCAAGAGUCAGCUCUCUAUACCUUAUCCGACGUUACCAGUACCGCGUCUUCCAAGAUAGACGAUGGCUCAGAAGAAAUUUGUCUUGACUAUCUGGGUAACGGCUGUCAACUUAAGAAGUGCGGCAAAGUCCAUUUCCACCUGCCCUACCGGUGGCAGAUUCUGGUUGCGAACACCUGGAUGGACCUUCAGCCCAUGGAGAGGAUCGAGGAGGCCUACUGUGACCCGAACAACUGUGUCAUUUCUAUAGGGAGUCAUAACAUCAAUUUCCAGGAAAUGAGCUGUGAUUUCAAUCCCAUCCGACGUCUCUCCACCCCCUCGUCUCGCACAAAGUUGGUCACGUCUGUCUUCGCCACAAAAUGGAUUUGGUAUUGGAGAGACAAAUCUGGAGACUGGAUUCAGUAUGGGGAGAAGAAAGAUAAUCAGCAAAUUUCAAACAUCAACUCUUCAUACAUCGAGUCCCUGUUUCUCUCCUGCCCGCGAGGAAUUGUGCAGUUUAAGGCAGGCUCAGAGGAGUACGAACUGAGUUUCCAAGGGAUGAUUCAGACAAACACAGCUUCCAAGACUCAAAAGGAUGUCGCCAGAAGGCCACAAUUUGUGUCUUCCCGGGGUGUAGAGGAGCUUCUAAAAGGGGCAGGCUGUGAGCCGGCACCAUCCCCGUCUGUAACCUCGAACGUUCCUCCGUUGGACCAUCCCUCUCUGCCCCUAAAUGGAUAUAAGUUGUCAAUAAUCGGUGACCAACUUCCAGAGUAUACCACUAUAAGUGAGAGCUUUAAAGCCUCCAUGAAAAAUUUCAAGAUUGAAAAGAUAAAGAAGAUCCAUAACCCAAAGCUGUUGGAUGCUUUUCAAAGGAAAAAAUCGAAGAUGAAGAAUCCCAACGAGAGAAUCCUGUUUUCUGCAGCGAACCGCAGCCAUGUGGAUUCUAUCUGUGCGUAUAACUUCGACUGGACCUUACACGGCACUCAUGACACCAGAUACGGAAGAGGAAAUUACUUCACCAAAGAAGCCAUCUAUUCCCACAAAAAUUGCCUGUGUGAUGACAAAAACAUAGUUAUGUUUGUAGCCCGCGUCCUGGUUGGGGAUUUCACUGAAGGAAAUAUGACAUACACACACCCUCCUCGCAGAUUUUGUGACCCGGAGACUCGGUAUGACAGCUGCGUGGAUACCAGGUUGAAUCCUUCGGUUUUCAUCAUCUUUCAGAAAGAUCAGAUGUAUCCAGAGUAUGUGAUUGAGUACACUGAAACAGACAAAGCCUGUGUGAUUAGUUAGAUACGAUGACUGCGGCAUCCUAGUGGACCAAAUUGAACCCAGUUGCCCCGGAUAAGAGUUACACUUUUACAUUUUUCGCACCUAGUUAUAUGUCUUCAAUCGGUGGUUCCCAAGCUUGGCUGCCUAUCUGAGUCACCUGGUAUAUCCGUUGCCUAGGGCUGCCGUCAGAAAGUAGGUGGUGGCUUUAUACAACAGAGAUUCAUUGUCUCACAGCUCCGGAGGAUGGGAGUCCAAGAUCAGGGUAUCAGCCAUGUUGAUUCCUUCUGAGGACUCUGAGAAAGAAACUAUUGCCUGCUCUUUCCCAGCUCCUGGUGGCUCCAGGCAUUCCUUGACUUGUAGCUGCAGCGUCACAUGGCGUCCUUCCUCUGUCUCUGUGUCUCUCCUCCUCUUUUAUAAGGACCCGAGUCACAUAAGAUUAGGGCCCACCCUAGCCCAGUAUGACCUCAUGUUAACCUAACUGAUAACAUCUUCAAAGACUCUACUUCCACACAGGGUAACAUUCAAAAGUACUGCGUUAGGACUUCAACAUAUCUUUUGGGGAGACACAAUUCAAUCCAUAACCUACCACUGUUGAGUCGAUUUCAACACAUAGUGACCCUAUAGGACAGAGUAGAACUGCCCCAUAGGGUUUCUAAGGCUG
Messenger RNA from Trichechus manatus latirostris (Florida manatee), 4340 nucleotides. It is a transcript of the gene ZC3HAV1, whose product is annotated as zinc finger CCCH-type containing, antiviral 1. Gene Ontology annotation, cellular component: nucleus. Gene Ontology annotation, biological process: positive regulation of mRNA catabolic process; positive regulation of type I interferon production; response to virus. The transcript has 13 exons. The record is from RefSeq and is a predicted model, not a curated record. Lineage: Eukaryota; Metazoa; Chordata; Mammalia; Sirenia; Trichechidae. Gene Ontology annotation, molecular function: NAD+-protein mono-ADP-ribosyltransferase activity; metal ion binding; RNA binding. The coding region runs from base 1088 to 3700 and encodes 870 amino acids.